UUUGUGCCAGUGUGAGGAGCUGUUGUGGGACGGAGGCACAACGGGUUUGCCUGCUAACUAAGUUUUCCUACAAAGCUCAGUGACACCUGCUGCUGCUCUGUUAGUUCAGUGGAGAGGACAGGGCGCUCGCUGUUGACUCGGAAGAGAAGGAAGAGGCAGAGAUGGCUGAAACUACUGCUCAGCCUAUGGGGAGCCUGCCCAGCGGACUGGGGAUAUGCACCACAGCCCCAGAUAUAUUUUACCUGCCUGAACUGGUGUUUGGUGGUUUGGUGUGGAUUCUGGUGGCGUCGACCCAUGUGGACCCUCCGAACCCUCUGGGCUGGGUGAUGUUUGUCUCCAUCUUCUGCUUCGUCAUGACAUUCCUCUGGUUGAUCAUCUUCGCUGCUGGAGCUCAUCAAAACAGCUCUGGCUGGGCUGCUGCUGAUUUUGCUUACCACAGCCUGGCAGUAUUGUUCUACCUCAGUGCAGGGGUGGAUUUGGCUUUCAUCACCUUAAUGAAGAAAUCAGGCGAAUUAAGAAUCUACCAGAUUGACAUCUCUGCUGUGGUGUUCGCCUUCUUGGCCACACUCCUCUACUUCAUCCACACAAUCCUCUCCUCUAUCCGAUGGAAAAACUUCUGAAAAGCGAUGUUGAAUCACAGACCUUGGUUUCCAAGAAGUACUGUGCAUCCUGUGUGUGUGUGUGUGUGUGUGUGUGUGUGUGGUGCGUGUUUAUGCCACCAUAAAACAUUAAAGCAUCAUGUAUUGGGAAAAAUUCCAAAAAUCAACCAGAUAUUAUUUUGAACCACUGGUCAUUUAUUACAUAAGACAAGGGAUCAUAUUUAUUAUCCUUUAAGAAAACCAUGGAACGUCGUGUAAAUGUUAUGGUCUGUGGAUUGUUGUUACCUUUGGACACAUUCCCCCUGCUUCCAGUCUUAAAUAAAUGAAGUUUAAAACCUUUUUGUAUUACAUUUAUCUGGUAUGGAUAAAAAAAUGUACUGCUAUGUUCACUUUAAAUCCAAACAGUUGCCUCUUGCUGCCAUCGGAGCCAUCUCUUAUGUCUUUGUGAUCAAUGAGACUAACAAACGUUUCUCUGUUGUAACUAGGAAGAGUUGACAAAAUCUGUAAAAUACUCACUGAUUUUAAGAUUUUUUUCUGUUUAGUAGAAGUACUGCCAGUUAUGUUGUCUUUGUCAUAUACAUUUAGUGCCAACCAAUCAUCAGUACUUUAAGGACGGUGAAGUGCAACAUUUUUUAGCUGAAAGGCCAAAAUUUGUCUAGUUUUGCCAUUUUUAUAUUCUGAAGAUUAAAACAAGAUAUAGAUGUAAACCGAU
Sander lucioperca (pikeperch) is the source of this 1311-nucleotide messenger RNA. RefSeq names its product myelin and lymphocyte protein-like. The record is from RefSeq and is a predicted model, not a curated record. The coding region runs from base 162 to 620 and encodes 152 amino acids. Gene Ontology annotation, cellular component: membrane. The transcript is spliced from 5 exons. Gene Ontology annotation, molecular function: structural constituent of myelin sheath. Gene Ontology annotation, biological process: myelination. Lineage: Eukaryota; Metazoa; Chordata; Actinopteri; Perciformes; Percidae.